AUGGCCAACUUAGAUAAGGAACAGAGGUGGAAAGGCGUGAUAACAUCUUCUGCGUCUGAUGCCCUAGCUGUGUCAUACGCGGCAAAGGAGUUUCGAACGCCAUCGAUAAUCACUUUGCCAGAGCAUACUGCAAAAACCAAGAUCAAGGAACUAACACGUCUCGGGAGUACGGUGAAGUUGCACGGACUGAGUGCCGAUGCCGCGAAGGAGGAGUCCUUGCGGCUGCAAUCACUUCAUGACCUGAUUGCCAUUCCUCAACCUGGAGAUGAAUAUGUCAUCGCAGGUCACGGGACUAUCGGACAAGAGAUAAUACAGCAGACGAUUCCCUCUCAAGUCCAAGCGAUCUUCUGCCCGAUUACUUGCGGAACUUUGAUAGCGGGCCUAGGCAUAUAUAUCAAACGCAUCGCUCCCCAAAUUAAGGUCAUCGGAGUGCAACUCCAUGAUUCAGCAGACAUCUCCCGGCUGAUACACUACAAAGGACAGUCGAAACUGGAAGAGCACCUGCUAUCGAGAAAGAUCUGCCCAAAAGUCACCCGCAUUUGCAGCGAUGUGAUUGAUGACAUAGUUCAUGUCACUACGACCGAGGUCUUGAUAGCAACAAAGAACAUAUACGAAGACACACGGCAACUUCUAAACACAGAAGGCACACUAGCUGUUGCUGGGAUGAAGAGCUGGAUUACGUCGAAUGGACUUGUAGGUUCAGAAAAAGACUUUAUUGCGAUCACGUCAGAGGCUCAACUCGACUUUUCGGAGAUAUCGUUUAUUGUCAAACAGGCCUCGUUGGCUGAGAUGGCGAUGGGGAGCGAGAAUGAUAGUGGACUAGAAUUAUUGAUGCAUAGUGCAGGCACAGCAUCGACUUGUGCCGGUGAUGGAUGGUCCAGCAGUACGACUGUCGUUGGGACUGAAACCUCCACCGGCUUUACAUCUGAUGUUGACGCGAGACUUUGGAAUAGUUGA
This is a messenger RNA of Fusarium oxysporum Fo47, 957 nucleotides long. Its product is annotated as tryptophan synthase beta subunit-like PLP-dependent enzyme. NCBI's taxonomy places the organism in Eukaryota, Fungi, Ascomycota, Sordariomycetes, Hypocreales, Nectriaceae. Gene Ontology annotation, biological process: L-threonine catabolic process. The record is from RefSeq and is a predicted model, not a curated record. Gene Ontology annotation, molecular function: threonine deaminase activity. The coding region runs from base 1 to 957 and encodes 318 amino acids. The transcript has 2 exons.